Messenger RNA from Moneuplotes crassus, 1176 nucleotides. Lineage: Eukaryota; Ciliophora; Spirotrichea; Euplotida; Euplotidae. The record is from the annotation of a GenBank genome assembly.
UAUUAAAAAUUAUUUCUAUGUCAUCUAUCGCAUCGAGAUCUCCGAAGAAGUCACCUAAGAAAAGUAAGGUGAAGUCUCCCCUGAGUAAAAGCAAGACCAUGAAGCAGCAAACAUUCUCCACUGCUUAUUACCAAGAUGUUGGCCUCACCGAAAACUCUGUAGAGAUUGACCACUUGAAAACAGUUAUUGUGUCAUUGAAACAGAAGGCAGAUGUUGCAGAUGAUAUCCAGCAAGAACUUGAUACCAAGACAACAAUGUUAAGACAAUGUGAACAAGCAAGAAAUGAGCUGCAGGACAAGUAUGAAGGGUUGAUUAAUGAAACAGAUGAACAAGCUAAGAAAACACAAGAAUAUCAAGCUAAGAUUUUGGUGAGGCUUGAGUUCUUAGAGAAAGAAAAUCAAAUGCAGAAAUCUGAAAUCCAGAAUUUAAAGAUGAAUUUUGACAACACUACUCAGAUUAAAAUUAAUAUUGAUGAAGAGUUGAAGAAUUCAAAACAACAUAUUGUGGAGUUAGAAGCACAAAAAGCUGAACUCAAAAAACAACUUACCAUUGCUUCUGACUACCUCAUCGAACAAGACGACAAAGUCCACAAAGCCAACAAAACCAGCCUCGAACUACUCGACCACCUCAAAGAUGCCGAACUCGAAAUCGAAACGCUCAAAGACUACAUCGUCGAGCUCAAGCACCGCAUCGCAGUCUACAUUCCGGUUGAAAGUGACUCAGUCGACGCCAAGCUUGCCGAGUACAUCAACAACUACCCAGAACGCAACCGCCUGAAAGUGAUGUUCAUGCGGGAGUCCUCGGGCAUCUACCAGUUCGGAACCCGCAAGAUCUUCGUCAAAGUUGAGCAAGACAAGAUCAUAAUCAGAGUGGGCGGAGGCUUCCUCACCAUCGACGAGUUCCUGGACAUCUACACGCCACUUGAGAUCGAGAAGCUUGAGCGCAAGAGUCCACUCAAGAAGUUCUCUGAGAAAGUAGCUGUGCAGAAGACCUGCAUCGGCAGAGAAAUCAGAGAGGACUCACCAAUCAGAUCGCCAGCAAGGUCACCGAAGAGAGGCUCACCGACCGGGAAGAGAAGUCCAAUGAGGAGGACAUCACCAAAGAAGGGAGGAUCCCCACUCAAAAAGUAGAAUCUUCCUUCUACCCUAAGCCUAUCCAAUAUUUCAAUAAUUUCUC